UUCGCGACCGAGCGGCAAAGCCUGCCCCUCCGCUUUCAUCAGAAAACUCAACCCUUCGAUACGAACAUACCGUCUUGCCCGAUAUCUGAUAGCCCCAAAGUUUCGGUGCUUGGUCGCAGGGGUACUGCCAGAUCGCCAAAAUGGCGUCCGACGAAAUUGUGUGGAAUAUUAUCAACCAGCAGUUCUGCGCCUUCAAGCUCUCGACUACGAAGAACCAGAACUUUUGCAGAAACGAGUACAACUCGACCGGCUUCUGCAACAGACAGUCAUGCCCUCUGGCCAACUCGCGCUAUGCCACUGUCAGGUCCCACCCGACCAAGGACACCCUCUACUUGUACAUCAAGACCAUUGAGCGCGCGCACUUGCCGAGCAAGCUAUGGGAGCGCAUCAAGCUUUCACAGAACUAUGCGAAGGCUCUCGCCCAGAUCGACGAGAAGCUGAUGUACUUCCCAAAGUUCCAGAGGCAUAAGGCCAAGCAACGCCUUACUCGCCUCACUCAAGUCCAGAUCCGCAUGCGGAGGAUAGCCGCGGAAGAGGAGCGUCUCGGCGAGAAGCUGGUCCCCAAGCUGGCGCCCAAAGUCAGGCACCGCGAGGCCGCGCGUGAGCGCAAGGCAGAGGCCGCGGCCAAGCUGGAGCGGACCAUCGAGCGCGAGCUCAUCGAGCGCCUCCGUCAGGGCGCCUAUGGCGACCAACCCCUCAACGUCAGCGAGGCCAUCUGGGGCAAGGUGCUCAAGGCGAUGGAGCGCGAGGGCGACGGAGUUCGCGACAAGGACCGCGACACUGGCAUCGAGGUCGACGAGGACGGCAACCCGAUCGAGGAGGAGGACGAGGAGGACGAGGAGGAAGAGGAAGAGGAGCUCGACGGCCAGGUCGAGUACGUCAGCGACAUUGAGGAGAGCGAGGACGAGCUCGGCGACAUCGAGGACUGGCUCGGCAGCGAGGACGGCUCCGAGGAGGAGGACGAUGACGAGGACGACGAGGAGGACGACAGCGACGACAGCAAAUCGAAACGCAAGACGGCGGUGGGCGACAAGCGCAAACGCGGACGGGUCGUCCGCAUGGCGGCGAAGCGCAAGAAGGUCCAGCUGGAGAAGGAGAUUGAGGGCCCGGCAAAGGAGAAGCUCCUGGCUUUCUAAAAUGGACCGGAUCGCUCCAUCUUGGGCCGUCUAGUGCCAUUUCAUCAUGCAUGGAAAUUUGUAUCAUGUCUCUGCGCGUUUGGGGCUUGCUCUUUGUUCAUUAUGGGGUGCUGGGAGAAAUGACGGAAGCUCGAGAUACCAGAAUUGCACAUAUCCAUAGCGACGCCUUGGCGCAAGCCACCCAGGCUCUGUGCCUACCUAACCAUACCCUAGCUUGUGAUCUCAGUUGUCAGUUAUGACAGCCGAUGGGUGGCACAAGUAGAUUAUGAAUAAUGACUACGAAUAAGCCCCUGAAACUCGCACAGCCAUGGGCUCUAUGCGGUCCGUCUCCAAAUAUCUU
Gaeumannomyces tritici R3-111a-1 is the source of this 1476-nucleotide messenger RNA. RefSeq lists its product as hypothetical. Lineage: Eukaryota; Fungi; Ascomycota; Sordariomycetes; Magnaporthales; Magnaporthaceae. The transcript is spliced from 3 exons. Gene Ontology annotation, cellular component: preribosome, large subunit precursor; nucleolus. The record is from RefSeq and is a predicted model, not a curated record. Gene Ontology annotation, biological process: maturation of LSU-rRNA; maturation of 5.8S rRNA. The coding region runs from base 141 to 1136 and encodes 331 amino acids.